ACACGUGUUGUGAACUGCAUGCGACCUUUUUCGAGUAUGUCUGCUGAAAAAGGCUACGAGCUGCUCUCUGAGUGCACUGUGGCAGGUGUACCGGUGCAGAAACUGCGCUCCACGCGAACUGGCAUCGUUGUGUGCCUGGCAUAUGUGGAGGGACCGCUAGUCAACGGAUAUUUCUGCCUAGCAACGGAGGCUCACGAUGAUGAUGGACUCCCCCACACACUUGAGCACCUCGUCUUCAUGGGCAGUGAGAAAUACCCAUACAAGGGUGUGUUGGACCUGGUGGCCAACCGCUGCUUGGCCCAGGGAACCAAUGCCUGGACCGACGUGGACCACACCUGCUACACCAUCACUACCGCUGGCAGCGAGGGGUUUCUCAACCUCCUUCCCAUCUACCUCGACCAUGUCCUCUACCCCACUCUCACUGACGCGGCGUACCUGACAGAGGUCCACCACGUGAACGGAGAGGGAGAGGAUGCGGGUGUGGUCUACUGCGAGAUGCAGGGGAGGGAGAACACGGCGGAGGAGCUGUCCGCCUUCCUCCUGGCCCGCCACAUGUACCCCGGUCACUGCGGGUACAGGUCCAACACCGGAGGGAAGAUGAGCAACUUGAGGGAGACCUGCUCCAAUGAGAAGGUGAGAGCCUACCACAGCCAGUUCUACAGACCCGACAACCUGUGUCUGAUUGUCGCCGGGCAAGUGGACGUGGACCAACUCUUCUCCGCUCUUAAACCUUUCGAAGACAACAUUGUCAGUAAGGGACCUCUCCCCCCUCACCAGCGACCAUGGCAGUCUGCCAUUGACCCCCUGACCUCCAGCAUCAGCGAGGAGCUGGUGUUUCCUACUGACGAGGAAGACGACGGAAUGGCCAGGAUCUCCUGGAGAGGACCUCCAGCCAGAGAUCGCUACAUGUUCACUGCAGUGACCAUGUUGCUCCGUUACCUUAGCGACGGUCCCGUGGCCCCACUCCAGUCCAGACUGGUGGAGGUCCCGGAGCCGUUCUGUUCCGAGAUAUCGGACUCCGUCUACGAGAACUACGUGUCCUGCAUUGGCUUCACCUUCUCCGGAGUUCCAACCCAGCAGCUGGGCCUCCUGGAAAGCAAGGCUCUUGAGGUGCUGUCAGACUUGGUCUCUGGUCAAGAGGAGGUGGACAUGGAGAGAAUGACCAACCUCAUCAAGAGACAGCUGCUCACCAUCCUUGAUCACGUCGAGUCUUCUCCCCACCACUACUUCGCCUUUGCUCUGAUCGGAGACUUUCUCUUCUCGCAGUCACCAACCGAGCUAUCCUCGUACCUCGACCAGCUGCAGUUCCACCAGCGACUCCUCUCGGAGCCACGCCCCUUCUGGGUGGAGCUUAUCCGAACCUACUUCAUCUCCGCUCCUCAUAUUUGUGUGUUGGCUCGCCCCAGUCAGGAGAAGGCAGAGACAAUGGCAGAGGAGGAGAACGAGAGAGUGAGAUUCCAGCGAGCGACCCUCGGGGAACAAGCCCUUGCCGAGAGAGGGCGGCAGCUGGCCGAGGCCAUGGAACGGAACGAGGACCCCUGCCCUAACGAUGUCAUCAGUUGCGUUCCCAUUCCGGGCACGGAGAACAUUUUCUUCCACCCGAUCGUGUCGGUGGGAAAUCACCAGUCGCGGGAGGAGCUGGUCGGAGUGAGGGAAUGCGAGGUGUUCCCCGUUCAUAGCUUCCCUUUCUUCUUCCACCUCAACCACAUCCACUCCAACUUCGUGGAGUUGACAGCCAUACUCAACACGGAGACCCUGGACUCCUCACUACAUCACUACCUCCCUCUCUACCUCGACAUGAUGUUCGAGUCUUCCAUCUCCCAAAAUGGAGAGGAGGUGCCCUAUGAGGUGGUGGUGAAGGAGUUGGAGAGGGACACAGUCGGCUCAUCUGCCAGUCUGGGGUUCAGAGGGAGGCGAUUCAAAUGUGGGCACUUCCCUUCUGCCGUCUUUGUGACUAUCAAGGUAGAGAGGGAGAAGUACGCGGUGGGGGUGAAGUGGCUACAUGACGUGCUAUUCGGUCUCCAGUUCUCCCCCGAGAGGGUCGCCGUCGUGGCAACCAAGAUGGUCAAUGAUGUCGCCAGGAUGAAGAGGGAAGGUCGUAUAGUUUCAAGGACACUUCUCAACCACGUUAUCUUCUCUCCUGGCUCCACCCCCAACACCAGUAACAUGGUGACUCAACUGAAGUUCCUUGAGAAGCAGCUGGCCAGACUCAAAGAUCCCGCCACUGCCAGCCUCGUGACCUCUGACCUCUGUCGUGUUCGCGACACCCUCACGUCGCCGGGCAACCUGAGGGUUUUCAUGGCAACCGACAUUGAUAAACUGAGCACACCCCUUCAGCCGUGGGAGAUUUUCAUGGGGAGAGCAAACUCUAAAAGCAGCUCACCUCCUCUGCCUCCUAUUCUCCCUCCGUCUCACUCUCUCUCCGCCACUGCCGCGGGGAAGACCCUCGUUGCCGGGGUGGGCGGAGUCGAAUCAAACUUCCUCAUCCAAUCAGUUCCCUGCGUGAGGUCACAUGACCACCCCGACUACCCGGCUAUCCUGGUCUUCAUCGAGUACCUCACUGCUCUCGAGGGCCCCCUGUGGCGGCAGGUCAGAGGUCAAGGUCUGGCGUACCACUACAACAUCUCGUGCUCCGUCUCCGAAGGUCUCCUCUGCCUCAGACUGUUCAGAGCCACUCAGGUCCUGCAGGCCUACAUCGUCGCCAGGAAGAUCCUGAGUGACCAUGUGGAUGGGAGUGUGGGUCUGGAGGAAGGUCAGUUGGAGGCAGCUGUGAGUGGAGUCAUCUACGAAGAGAUAGAGGAGUCCAAGACGGUAGCCGCUGCCGCAAACCAGGCUCUUCUGCACCACCUUCGUCGAGUCUCCUCCUCAUUCAGCAAAGAUCUGCUAGAUAAGGUAUCCAAGGUGACGAUCCCUGACCUCCAGAGGGUAGGGAAGCAAUACUUCAGUCUCCUAUUAGAGCCCACCACCACAAGUACUGCCAUCUGCUGUAAUCCCAGCAAAGUACCAGAGGUCAAGGCAGGGCUGGAGAAAAUUGGACACUCUGUGACUGUGGUUGAAGAUCUCGACUCGGUAUUAGCCAGCAAUUGAUCACCUGACUAUCAUGUGAUUGUCAUGUGACCAGACUUUGAGUAUCGCAUAUGUAAACUCCUGAAAUUGAAUAAGUUAUAAGAUUCUGUAUAGAGACAGAUGAAGGUUGAAAAGUGAUAAAAUCAAUAAUGACAGACUGUUGUUUUUUCCUAUUAUCAUUUGUGGACAAUAUACACUCCUUUGGGCGAGGACUGAAAACUAUAGAACCUACUGGUGAGAGGAAAACCGGUAAAAACCUGUUUGUGGAAGUGGCGGUGGACGACGUAAUUGACAGCUGGCAUGUUACAGUUGAGAUUUGGGGGUGUGGUGUCCAAGUACUGUGUUACUGUCUCCAGUAGAGCCGUCAUAAUGUGACGCGACCCCCCAAUUACUCCCGCAUUAAAGACGGUAUCUUGUGACAUCAGCCAAUGCAGCCGUCCGUGACGAAGGGUGUGGUUUCCAAAGCAACCCACCAAGCGCUCCGAUAUCCAUUGCUGGGUGCCCAUAUUUGGGAAUAUAUCAAUAUCGGUACCGAUGUAGAGCCUGUUGCCUAGCAACCGCAUGAAGUCGAAGGGGUUACGCAAGAAUCUGACGUCGGAUAUGUCAGUGAGGAGAACGUGGUCCAGGUCUGUGUGGGAAUGUAGGUAGGAGAGAUAGGCGUAGAAUCUCGCAUCGUUUGUUGUGCGGUUGAGUGGUGGGGCCACGUGCCUGAAACUGAUUCCGGGAUGGAACUGGGACACACGCUGCUGGAAUGCGGGAUCCAGCUCGUCAUGAAACACGACCGCUCUUAAUCCGAGGUCCCGUACCGAUACCAGCCAGUCCAGCAUGUACCUGGCACGGUUUGGAGACACACUCCUUGUUCUCUGGUAGUCCGGUGUACUGGUAAAGUAUGAUGUAAGGAUUACAUCAUGACCUGCAUCGCCACUGAUUUUUCCAUGAUAGGCUCUUACCCAGUGGAGGGUCUUUUUUAACCCUCUCUCCACCGGCUGUCGUGAGGAGAUAUUCAGAAGUGAGGGAACAUCGUGUACUGUGGGGUCCUCGGGGCAAGGGGAGAGGUCCAGCUGCGUACAAAAAGGACCUCUCUCCAGAACGGAAGAGACAGCAGUGGCAAUGUCGUUGAUGUACCAGCUGUUCUCCGGAGGAUCAAAGGUGGUUUGGAGUGCUGCCAGGGAGUGAUAGGUCCACGGUCCAUACACUGGUCCUGUUCUGAGGAUCGUGUACUGAGUGCCAUAGAUGUUGUGGUAGGCCAGGAGGGCUGCUUCCAGUGAAGUCAUGUGAGCCUGGACACCUGUCAUGUGACUGCCACUCGGCAGCGAGUGGGACACCAACAGAAACUCUGCACACUUCAGGCCUUCCAGCAGAGCCACCAGUGCAGUCAUCUGGCUUCCCCAGUGGGCGGAGUCGAGGGGCGGAGUCUCGCCGUGCUCCAGACCAGCUGGAACAAACACCACGUGAGACGGGUUCCACCCGAUGACUGUCGCCACGUGCGACGAAUUUGAAAAAUUUCGAAAUUCCACCUCCAGACCUGCAGAAGUGAGCUGGUCUCUGCGAUACCAGAGAAGAUUGUUUGUGGAUAUUGCUGUAUCUCGAGCCAGGCCGCGAACAGUCCAGUGAGAUCCUGUUAGCUGAUUGGCCAGCCAUGCACCCACAGAGUGUAGGACACCCACAAUGAGAACCGUUUUGAGUUUAGGUGGGCGACAAUGAAGGUGAGGAGGAGGAGGAGGAGGGG
Messenger RNA from Geodia barretti, 4795 nucleotides. NCBI's taxonomy places the organism in Eukaryota, Metazoa, Porifera, Demospongiae, Tetractinellida, Geodiidae. The record is from the annotation of a GenBank genome assembly.